Symbiodinium pilosum is the source of this 261-nucleotide messenger RNA. The record is from the annotation of a GenBank genome assembly. NCBI's taxonomy places the organism in Eukaryota, Dinophyceae, Suessiales, Symbiodiniaceae.
AUGCAGGUGGAGCGUUUGGAGCUGUUCCGCGAAGACAUUGAAGACCUAGUGAAGCUUACUGUGGACAAGAUGGACAUGUACCACCUCGUCUCAGCAGUGGUUCUGGGCUUCACAACCAGUGUCUUCACCGAGGGCCGCAUAUGGGGCAAGACGCCUCCCAGCUACAUCGCCGUUUACUUCAUGACAGUAGGCUCUGGCUGGUUGUAUCUCCUGAUGACAGUGUGGCUCAGCAUGUGCGCCAGUGCCAGCAGUAGACUGUAG